AUGGAGAGGUCUGGAAAGGAACUAAGUCCUGCUGGAGCCCCCAGCCAACAACUAGCACCAACUGUCAGCAACGAGCCCCCAGAAGACAACCAAUUCCGGCGCGUUCCGCUCCGCUCACCCUCCUGCUCAGCUUCUCCCCUUCACCUUUUCCCACGCUCGCCUGGAACCGGGACCGGGGAGGCAGAAGCCAGGCACCGGUCCCCGUCCUCCUCGCCUCCCCCGGCGACCGCAGCCAAGCGCGCGCAGCUUCCCUUUGUUCAGCCAGGCUCUCUCUCCUCCCCGGCAGAUCCACCUGGAUGCUCUCCCUCGGUGACAUUUUGCGCCGGGGCUGGUGGGUGGCUGGGGUGGAGCGAGAGCAGCCCGAGGGGGCGGGGGCGGAGAAAGGUCAAGCCGAGGGAAAGGUGGGAGACGCCUUUCAGAACCUGCGUGGCGGGGCGUGCGCGCCGUUAUUUAUUUUCUCCCUCUUUAUCGAUCGCACGGGCAGAGCGGCGCGGGGAGCCGGGGGACAUGCGGGACCACCCACUGGCGGGGAAGCAGCGAGCCGCCCCCCCGCGCCCCCGCGCUGCUGAGCGCCUCCUGCCUCCGCGCUCCGGCGAUUGCCCGCGCCAGCCCCGGCCCCGCCGCGCCGCCGCCGCCCGCCCCGCAGCCCCGCAGCCCCGCACCGCGCCGCUCGGGCCCCGGCGACAGCCGCGGUGCAGUAAGUUGGCAGGAGAGCGUCCCCUCCGUCCUCGCCUCCCCCGCACCUUUUGAACUUGUUGCUGCUUGC
Messenger RNA from Hipposideros armiger (great roundleaf bat), 766 nucleotides. Its product is annotated as translation initiation factor IF-2-like. The coding region runs from base 1 to 750 and encodes 249 amino acids. The transcript is spliced from 3 exons. The record is from RefSeq and is a predicted model, not a curated record. NCBI's taxonomy places the organism in Eukaryota, Metazoa, Chordata, Mammalia, Chiroptera, Hipposideridae.